This is a messenger RNA of Cataglyphis hispanica, 1554 nucleotides long. RefSeq lists its product as uncharacterized. The coding region runs from base 173 to 997 and encodes 274 amino acids. The transcript is spliced from 3 exons. The record is from RefSeq and is a predicted model, not a curated record. NCBI's taxonomy places the organism in Eukaryota, Metazoa, Arthropoda, Insecta, Hymenoptera, Formicidae.
AGGCAGCAUCGGCGCAUCCUGGCGUGCCUGACUACGUACGAACGCGGCUGCACGUUGUUGGGGCACGAAGGAGCCAAGGAACAUAACCGCACGUGAGGCACGCGACUGUAGGAUACCUUCGACUUUGUUUGCACGAGACGCGUAGAACGCAGUGGAGUCGCACUCGGUGACCAUGGCCAAGCAUUUCGUGACGUUACUGUGGGUGUCGGCGGUAUUGACCGCGACCCUGGCAUUGCCGACCAGCGAGAAGGUCAGCGGAAGUGAGAACGAUCUGAUGACGAGCAUAUACGCCGACUGCCUGAAAAAGGAGUCCAUCAACUGCAUCAAGUACAAAGUAUUUACCUUUGUCGACAAGAUGCUGGCCGACAAGGAGGAUAUCACGCUGUCCGAGGGCAUCACCGUUGUUAAGACGUCCAGCGUCGAGGGCGAGGGUGCGCCUAGAUCUAUCGAAUCCAGCGAUUUCGAUACGCUCUUAUUCGAUCGUCUUGGAAGGUUCCUAAGGACGCAUUCCGUCAAAGUUGACCUCAAGGGCAGCGACAUUUUAGGAGUGAUCGAGUCUGCUGGGCGCAGUUUCGAAGACUUUAGCGAUAACGCUGUUGAAAGCCGUGGAAAAAAGAAAAAGGCGCAGAAGAUCUUAGGACCUCUGAUGCUCGCCAUAGCCUUGAAAGCGGCCGCUUUAUUGCCGCUGGCCCUCGGUGCGAUUGCCCUGAUAGCUGGUAAGGCCCUGCUCAUUGGCAAGAUCGCCCUCGUGAUCUCGGCCAUCAUCGGAUUGAAGAAGCUCCUCGGCUCUCACCAAAAGCACGUGACCUACGAGGUAGUUUCGCAUCCGCAUCACAGCAGCAGUCACGUUGUCAGCCACGACGAUGGCGGCCACGGCGGUGGUUACGGCGGUGGCGACUACGGUGGUGGAUACGGUAGCAGCGGACACGGAUGGGCCAGGAGUUUACCACAGGACGCCCAUGAAAUCGCUUAUCGCGCCCACCAACCCCAGGCAUAAGCUUGAUCGAUACCAUAGAAAGUUUCUCUAUCUCGUUUCUUGCAUUUCUCUCUAACGAUUCGAUGUUCCCUUUCGUUCCACUUGCGUUCGCUUCACUCUCUUUUUCUCACUCAUACAUUUUCUUCAUUAUCUCCUUCCUCUCUUACUUACGCUACCGUCAUGUACAGAAAUAUCUAGUCUAUCUUAGAUUCGAAGAAAAAUUUCCGAUACCCGCUUCCAGCUUUCUCGCGAUACCUGCUAUUUUGAUUGUAAAAUUAUUGAGCUUGAAAUCUCUCUGAAUCUCUUUCUAUUCUUCUUUUUUUUACGUUUUUAUAAUCUUCUACAUUUUGAUUCUCUUCCUUUUCUUCCUAUUUGCUUUAUUUGUUCACAACGGUCGAUUUAUUCUGCGGCCAGUCACCAGUACCUCUGGAAAAUGCUCAUUGUUUUAUGUAUGUAUAUUAACGCGAACUCGUUAUUUAUUCGUUAUAUUUUAUAUUAAUAUUUAUUUCAUGUUCGAUUGUGUGCCUUUAUUAUGACAUUUCCUGUUUUCUUUUAUAAUAAAAAGACGACAAAUAGAA